Messenger RNA from Cyclopterus lumpus (lumpfish), 455 nucleotides. RefSeq names its product protein S100-P-like. The record is from RefSeq and is a predicted model, not a curated record. Gene Ontology annotation, molecular function: transition metal ion binding; calcium ion binding. Gene Ontology annotation, cellular component: cytoplasm; extracellular exosome. Bases 73 to 351 code for a protein of 92 amino acids. Gene Ontology annotation, biological process: endothelial cell migration. NCBI's taxonomy places the organism in Eukaryota, Metazoa, Chordata, Actinopteri, Perciformes, Cyclopteridae. The transcript is spliced from 2 exons.
CGGCAUGCUUACACGUUCACCGCUCUGCUCAUCGUUGUUUUUGCGUAUUUAACCACCUCUAAAGCAGCAACCAUGACCCAGCUCGAGGUAGCCAUGACCAUCCUGAUGAAGACCUUUGAUUCAUAUGCUGCUAUGGAGGGCAAUAAGGACACCCUAAACAAAACCGAGGCCAAGUUGUUGUUGGAGAAGGAGUUGCCUGGACUGAUUGCGGAGGCAAAGAACCAAGCCGAGGUGGACAAGAUGCUGCAAAGUCUGGAUUUUAACGGAGACUCCGAGGUCGACUUCAAUGAAUUCGUGGUGCUGAUAGCUGCUCUCGCGUGCGCCUGCCACGACCGCUGUACCCACACUUGAGCAUGUGGACCGAACCCUGGGUCGGGGCUCAGCAACGGCGACGUUUAAUCUUUUUGUGACAUUAUUUUGUAACAACUGAAUAAAAUGAUUUAUUAAACAAUGAA